CACGGAGUCACGGUGAAUACCUAUGUUAAUUCGAAGGAAUAUCGGGCCAAAAUUGUAAUUCGACUUUUCUAAGAACAAUAGAACGAAGAAAGGGUCUGAAGCUCUUCCAAGUUCUCCGUCGACGGCCACCAUGGCGGCUUAUUACCCAGCUCCGCCUGCCCAUUAUCCAUACUACGAAGCUCCACCACCACCUCCAGGAGCCACCCACACUCCAGCGGUUGUGAUGCCCCAGCCGCUACCACAGCAGCCAUACCUAGCUUCCCAUCCCCAAUUUGUGGCAUACGCUCCUCAAAUUUACCCUCGCUCCUCCCAUGACGAGGUCCGUACUCUAUUUAUAGCUGGACUUCCUGAAGAUGUAAAGGCUCGUGAAAUCUACAAUCUUUUUCGAGAGUUCCCCGGCUAUGAAUCUUCCCACCUUCGCACUAAUGCUAGCACUCAACCAUUUGCUUUUGCUGUGUUUGUCGAUCAGCAGUCAGCCGUCAUGGCAUUACAUUCACUCAAUGGGAUGGUAUUUGACCUUGAAAAAGGUUCCACCUUGUAUAUUGAUCUUGCAAAAUCUAAUCCCAGGUCCAAGCGCUUGAGAGCAGAUGAUGAAGGAGCUGGAUCAGAGAAGAGGAUGAAAUCUUCCACUUAUUCCAGGGAGACAGAUUCUGGUAUUGUUUCUGCUUUCCUUAGCAUGGAAUGGAAAAUUUUCUCCAGCGACAGCUUUAUCUUUUUUUUUUUUUUUUAUGGAUAUUUUUAUCUCUAUAUGUCUAAUGGCACUCAACUGUGUGGCUCUUCUAGUUCUGUUUGUUAGUCGCACUGUUUCUCUGUUAUCUUACUAGGAAUACAGGCUAGAUAUCACUUUGAGAGCACAUUCUCAUAAAAGCUCACAUUGCACAUGUUUUGCACUCUUGGGCACUAGCAGGUGGCAGCAUUCACAUGCCUGGAAUCGGUAAUUCUGCUCACAACACGAAUGAAUUUCCAUCCACACAAAGGUCAUCUGCACUACUUGAGCACGUUUUUCUCUUACCUGGGAAGUCAAUGCUUCUAGUUGAUCCCCACAUUAAUUUAAUUACUCUUCACAUAUUAUAGAUUUUAUUCUGGAGGCUAGGUCAAGGUUCCAGUAGAAGCUGUCUCUAUGAUGCUUCUGUUCUCUUUAGAGAAUUGCAUUCGCAGGAUAUGAUACUGAUUUUAAAUUUUUUCCCCACAGUCAGGAAAGCUUUGAUGGUAGGGCUGCUGAUCAUUCUAGCAAGAAAAGGGUACGUUCUAUUCCUAAUAGAUUUGUAUCUUCUGGAAGUUAUUGAUUUCAACUUUGCCGAUGUUAUUACUUCUGUACUGGAUAGACUUUGGUCCUAAUUUUAAUACAUUCUUUAAGCUUCCUCUAUCCCAAAGUUAAAUGGCUUUUUUUCCUUUUUUUUUCCUGUGGCUGCCCUUGUUUUUGAAGAUAAAUGUUAACUUAAAAGAUUUGGGAUAAUUGCUUGCCUACAUUAUCGAAAUGUUCAGGCAGAUGUACCCCAUUCAGCUUAGCCAAAGGUUUGGAAGCAUUGAGUAAAUUGAUAUUAUCUACAGCAGAUUCUCUAUGGCUGUAUGUCUAAGUGAUAACGAUCCACUGGCAUUCGUGUUAUUUCUUUCUUUUUCACUUCUUCCUCCCUAAAAGAUUUUCAAUGGUGAUAGGUUUCCAAAUGGUAUAAAUUGGCUAUAUUACGACAUGAACACUCUGCAUUUGACUUAGGAGGAAAAUUUUCUGUUUAGUUGUUUGCUUUAGCUUGGGAUUAUUAUUUUCAAUUUCGUGUUAACGAUUCACCAGCAUGAAGGAUCUUCUAAUGUUUUGAUCUGUAUGUGUGCUGAACACUUCUGCAUCGACUUCAUCAGAAUGCACCCCCAUGUCCAACAUUGUUUGUGGCUAAUCUAGGCCCAACUUGUACAGAGCAGGAGCUGACUCAAGUCUUCUCAAGGUCUCAUGAUUCUUGACAAUGUAUAAUCAAAUUCUUUGAAUCUGCACUAACUCUAUGUUUCCCUCUGAAAUCUCUUAGAUGUCGUGGAUUUCUAAAACUGAAGAUUCAAAGCACAUAUGGCACUCCUGUUGCAUUUGUUGAUUUCAAGGUAUAUUUGUAGCUCUAUUUUAUUGGGAGAGUGAAAAGCUUUGACUAAGUUCAGUUGUGGUUGUCAACCUUUGACUAAGCUUUGACUAUAUUGUUUUUUUACUUGGUUGGACUCUUCUUUGGGAUACUAGGAAAUUUUCAGAUCUUCAUCACUUUGUGGAACAUGUUACAUUUUUGGUGCCCAUCAAUUUCUUGAUGUUGGAAAUUCAGCUGGGUUAUUAUAAUCUUCAAUUUAGCUCCAUUUUGUUGUUGUUUUGCUUGUGUAUUUACAUAGUAAUAAGAUUAAAAUGAUCCAUGCUUUCAGUUUCAUAUAAUGUUUGUUUCUUUAGUUGUGUUUAUGGAUAAUCCACUCGCUUGGUUUGCUAGUAAUAUUGUUAAACAUUAACAUUUAUCUGUGCUCAAUUUCCCUCUUUGUUGGUGGUACUUUCUGUUGAUGUUGUGUUACGAGAUACAUUGUCCAUUUUUUCUCGUUUUCUUGGUCAUACAUUUGUCAUUGUAAAUGCAAGGGCUAUGACUAAAUAAGAUUUUGUUGACAUGCUACUUUUUUUUUUAAAAAAAAUUUCUGUGGGAGUGUAAUUUCUGCAAAGAUAAAGCACUCAGUCAGUAUGUCAUAAUUUAUCAUUCUAAUGUUUACAGAAAUUUGGAUGGGAUCUCAUGGUUAAUUUUUCAGGAUACUGCUAGUUCAACUGAGGCCCUGAACCGAUUACAAGGGACGGUUCUGUACUCGUCGCCAUCCAGUGAAGGCAUGAGAUUGGAGUAUCCUUGAUUAACUUUGGCUCUUCUUGAUAUUACUGUGUUAUUUUCUUGUUAUAAUCCAUGGUGUUUCUGUCGUCCAUGUUUGGUCUUAACAAGGUAAUUAGAUAUGCAAGAUCACGAAUGGGAUUGCGCAGUAAAAAGUCAAGGUAAUCGUAAAUGAACUCAUACCAAGCAAUAUUUGACGGAAGUAUGUGAUUUUUUGAAAGGCCAGUUUACGAGGUUUGAACGGUAGAGUUCAGCUGGAUGAUAUGUAGUUGCAUAGGAUCGCAGUUAACCUGUCCCGAAAACUGUAACUUGGUUUUCUGUUGAUGGAAAUCAUGAUAAUUUAUGUAUGCAAUAUAUAUAGUAUUAUAUAGCUUCAAUCUGAUUUGGCAUUUUCAUUUACUUCUGGGUUCUGGCCUGGGAUUCUCAGAAAUCACAAUAAUAUUCGGAACAUCCACAAGGAUCUCAUCUUUUGGUCGGGACUGUGAGUUGGUUAACCUGCAACUAGUUAGUUACCAGCAUUGACUGCAACUGGAUCCCUUCAAUUAUUAGUUCAAUGUAAGCUAAAAGAUUAGGUUGAUUGUCUAACAACCGUGUCCUCUUGUUCCCACUAUUCUGGGGUGACAUCUGUUCCGAGCCUUGAUUUCAUUUGUUCCCCUCACUUUCAAUAGUUUAGAAUUUUGUUUAUUCAGUUGUUUUCUACACUAAAUAUGACUCUUAUAUUUUAAAAGGA
Oldenlandia corymbosa var. corymbosa is the source of this 3555-nucleotide messenger RNA. The record is from the annotation of a GenBank genome assembly. NCBI's taxonomy places the organism in Eukaryota, Viridiplantae, Streptophyta, Magnoliopsida, Gentianales, Rubiaceae.